Passer montanus (Eurasian tree sparrow) is the source of this 7008-nucleotide messenger RNA. Its product is annotated as KIAA0825 ortholog. The record is from RefSeq and is a predicted model, not a curated record. Lineage: Eukaryota; Metazoa; Chordata; Aves; Passeriformes; Passeridae.
GCCGGUCAGGAGGUGACGGGCGAGGGCCCCUGGCUGCGGCGGGGAGCCCUCCAGCGCUCACGUAGGGAAGCCACGGGAGGAGGCGCUGUACCGGCCCUGACGCUGGUUCGGUUCGGUUCGGUUCGGUCCGCUGCGAUGCCCACCAGGCGCCGCAGCCCAGCAAGUUCCCGCCUUCCCACGCCCCGCCCCCGGAUGUGGCGGAGCGGCCGUUCCGGGACGUUGUUACUGACGCUCCGCGGUCGCCGGGGCCGCCGGCGCGGAGCCGCAGGGCGAUCCCGGCCGGAUUCUAAAAUGGAAUGGGGAGGAGAGUAUUCUUUUGAUUCUUCCAAUUUAGACUGCUUGUUACAUGUUCUCCCUGGAGAAUUGGAAUUCCAACAAAUCCUUAGUGAUCUUGAUGAAAAAAUAAAGAAGAACUCUUACAGCAUAGAAAAGUGUCUUAAGGAUCUGCAAUCGGACAUAAAUGAAAUAUGUACUGAUGAAGUACUACAAAGCACAACAGACUGCAUUCAGUGGCUAAAUAGCUACAAUUUUUGUUCUCUCAGACCUUCUUCUACAGACCAUGGAGAGCUGCUGGAGUUCCUUAAGACCCUGCAAAGCUUGUUGAAGAAUGAGAAGAAUCAAGAAGAAAUGGUACUUCACUUCCUUCUGGACCUCUCUAGUCAAUGUGGUGUCUCAUUUCCCUGUACUGCAAGUGGGACAUCAUUUGAGUUAACAUCUUCGCUUCAUACCAUUCAGGAUGAUUCAGCUGUGGAUGUGAAAUCUCUUUGGGACGAUGUGAGAUUGCAUCUUCGACAAUUUUUAGUAAAUAGACUGCAAAGUCAAGAAGAAACAAACACUAAUGCUUUGCCACAACAAAUGGAGUUUAAAACUCAGUGUGUACAGCAGCUUUUGUUUCUUUAUCCCAAAUCAGAAGUCUUAAUGAGGUAUCAAAAUAUGCAGAAUAAACUGGUUAGUGAUCUUCUACAAAACUGUAUUUUUUCUAGUUGUGGUGAAACAAAUUUUGAUAAGGUGGUUCAUGGUUACCAAAGUUCCAUACCAAGAUUAUGCACAAUGAUAAAAGAAGAUUUGUAUAUACUAAGUGGAACAAUUGGUCCAUCUUCGUCAUUAAAGUUUAUUAAUGAAACUUACCUGGAUACCAUCACUGAAGAAAUGACAGUUCUUCUUGAAAGACUUUGUGAGCUGCAGUUCAAAGAAAAUGCUCUACACAUUGUUAAAGCAAACAAGAUUUCAAAGAAGCAUAGAGGAAGAGUUCACGCUGUGGCCUCCCAGGAAUACCACAGGAAAGGACGGAACUUCUGCUUAACCUUAUAUCAACUCAAAUGUCUUUCUCAACUUAUCAAACUCUUCUUAUUAAUGGAGGAAAAAAUUGAAGAGCUCUCCACAGAAAUUCUGCUGCUGCCUUCAUUUACAGAAAGGAAUAAGAAUGUUCAAGGAGUUCUGAAGAGAGCUAGUGGGGAGCUCUUAAUAGGAGAAACUAGAGCAAAUGAAACCAGCGUGCUUCCUGAACAGUUACUUCAGGUAGAAGAGCCUAUUUUACUGAGUUUUGGCUGGAGAAAUGCAUUUAAAGACCUGUCUUCUUCUGUGGCUCACUGUAUAACAAUAGCAAUUGAGGAUUUUUCAUCUAAAAUUCUUCAACAUGAGCAGAAAGAAGAGUUUUCAGCUGCAGGCUGUGCAAUGAAUCUUGUAAACAACCAGCAAAUGAGGGAGUCCUGCAGAGCAGUCCAACAGGAAGAGCAACCAAAACGAAUUGCUAAGUUUUGUUCUGACAUCAUGGAAGAACUCGACACAUUGCUUCCAUUGGCUCUGGCCUGCAGAGAUGAUUCUCUUCAGGAAAUUAGAGCAAACUUUGUAGAGGCCUGCAGCAAAGUGGCAACGGCUGUUCUGGCAAGACUAGAGGAGAAAAGCAAAGAUGUUCCCUUGAAGGCUCCCCUGCAAGACUUGUAUGCUGCCCUUUCCACGGCGAUAUAUGUCUUUCAGCAUUUUACAAUGUAUAGCAAUUUAAUGAGAGAAACAAGCAAAAAACCCCUGUUCCUAGUACCUAUCCAAAAAUGUCAGGAAUUCAUCAACAUUCUCCAGUUUCAAGUUACGAACUACUGCAUCAGAGUAUGUGCAACAAGCAUUUUACAGGAUGCUGAGAGCCACUGCUGGGAUGACUACAAAGCUUUUUACGAGGGGGAAAGAUGCUCGUUCUCUGUCCAGAUGUGGCAUUACUUCUGCUGUGCUCUUCAUCAUGAUCUAUGGACUAUUCUACCUCCAAAGACAGCCCAGGAGAUUCUUACAGAUGUACUGGAGCGAUCUUUGGAUAUUCUGUCCUCCAGAUAUUGUCAGGUGUGUCCCAGUUACAAAAGAACACCACAAAUCAGAAUUGAUAUUGCAGCAAUUUUGAUGUCCGCUGAAGAUAUGCUCUGGUCAAUUUGUAGUUCUGUGCAGGAGUUUCUGAAUCCACACAAAGACAGAGAUCUCAAGAUCUAUAAAAUACAUAGCCACUGCAAUAGUCUGAUCUCUGUGCUAGCUAUUUUAACUUCACCAUUGAAGAAUUUGUAUGAGACAUUUCUGGAUAAUUCUGAUGAACAUCUUCCUCAAGAUUUUUCAGAAGUCUCUUAUCAGCCAUUGCACUGGUUAUUUUGCAUACCGUCAUCCUGUUUUUUCUUUAUGAAGACUCCAGCAACCAGAGAAAUGGCAGCCCAAGGUCUGCUGAAGCUGCUCUUAUCCCAGCCAUACUGUAAUUUGAACUUGCUUUUGGAAACAUUGCUACACAAUGAUUGUCUCUUAGUGAAAAUUUUGCUGAGAAGCUCAAGUAAUCAAGCAUUAAAUUGUGAAGAACAAAGUUCUCUCUUGGAACAGGAAAAUAACAAGGAACCUUCUCUGAUUGAAACAAUCUUCACAGUAUUGUCUUACUGCAGUUUAUCACCCAAAUCUCUUGGCAUUGCUUUUGAGUCCUACAUGGAAAAAGAGCUGCUGUGGAACUGCUUAUACAAUAUGACAGUUUCCAGUUGUGGUGAGUCGGAGCCAGAAGUUAUCAGAUGCUUGAAGUUGACUUUGAUUAAUUCGGUGAAGGGUAUAGUGAAACAAAUAAUUUCUUUGAUGCAUUCAUGGGAAGCAACAGAAAACUAUGGAACAUACCAGCACAAGCAAAUAGUUCCUGAAGGUUUACUGAAAACUCUUCCAAAGGAAUGGAAUUACACUCCUCGGGAAAUGAAGAGAAAAGAAUCUGGGAAAUGCUUCACAAGGCUUGCAGCUCAAGCAGUAUCUAUUGUAAUCAGCAAGUUACCUACAGUGAUUGCAUGUUUGCCUCCCCCAGUUAAAUACUUCUUUUUUCUGGCUGAGAGAAAAAUGUCAAGAAACUUUGCUGAAUUGAAGAAAGCUGGUCUGCUUGUCUGGAACUUGAUUGUAAUUAUAUGUCGAAUAUUUGAGGAUGGAAAUACUGCAGAAUUUUUAACAGGUGCAACACUUGACAGAUGGAGCAAAGAAAAACUCAGUUUAGUUCGUGUGUGCUUAGAAAGUAUUAUGGGGAAACAGAAAAGUGGUCCUAAGCAAGUGACCCAGAAGAUUAUACAAAGCAUUGAGCAGCAAAGACCAAACUGGAUUGAAAGCCAGUUGCUGAAGGCAAGAAAAUUGAGCAUAGAUUGUGCCUCAGUUACAGUUAGAAGUGGAACAUUAGCGGAAGGAGGUAUUGCACUUGGAUUCUCUGAGCAUAAUAUAAACAUGAUGGUCCUGGAUAUCUGCCACAAACCAGGUGGUAGUGAGUACCUGAGGCAAAUUUAUCACAUCAUCCGGCUCAAUGAGGAAUAUUUGAAAGAGCAGCUGUCUUGUGAGAAUUCUUCUGAAGAUGGUGUUACCUCGAGCCAAUGUCUGCCUUUGACGCUGAAGGGCAGAGAAGAGCAGCCUGUCUUCAACCCUUUCCAGGUGUACAGACAGUCUUAUGCAAAACUAUUCAAUCAGUCAGCCAUUACUGAAUGGAACUGGGAUUGGUCAAGCUUGCUGCCAGGUUACUUGGGACUGAAUCAGAUGGCUUUCAGGGUGCUGCUGACACACAGGCCACUAAACAGACUGCUCCAUCAAUCAAUUGCUAAUCAGGUCUACGAAUCCAGUCAUAUCAUCAGGUGGGAGAUGAAAGAAGAUGCAGAUCUUGAAGAUGAGGAGAACAUUAUGGUGGAACACUUAAAAAACGUUUAUUUGACACAAAGGACUUUUUCAGAGGAUAAAGAAGAACAAUUACCUUGACAGAUUUCAGGUAGCACCCUUCUUCUAGAUUCAACAAGAUUAACUUAAUAUCAUAACUCACAGUACUAGAAAGCUCAGAAAUAUGUAUCUUGAGUAGGACUUCAACCUAAAGAGUGUUCCCUUGUUAUUGUGUGGUCACUCUAUCCAGGAAGCAAUGUUCACACAUGCAUAAGGUGGAACAGUACAGGAAAAUGUCAAGGAGGUUAUAUCUCAGUACUGCAGACACAUAAACCUGAAUGACAAACUGAGAAUUGUUUCAAAAAUAUAAGACUCACUCUGAACAUGCAGUUUUAGACAUAGGCUAAGCAAAUGUUUCUGGUUUCCAUCCACCACUUUGGAGCUGGAGUCAGCCUGCCCCCAGUUUGUGUCACUCAAGGACCUUUUCCCUCCUUUGGUGCUUGUUUAUUAAAUUACCCAAAAUACAUGAAAAGGGAAAGGUAUAGACCAUAUAGCUACAGUCCUUUUUGAGUUGCUCCAGGAUGAGUAUGCUCGGCCAUUAUUCCAAAUCAAAAAUGCAUCAGCAUUACUGCCUUCACAAAUCCUUACUUAACCGCCAGUGUAUUUUAUGGCUUAAAAAAUAUAGAGAGAAAUUUUAGAAGUUUUGAGAAGCAUUUUUUUAAUUUAAAAUAAUUAUUUGCAGGCAGUGCUCACAGGAUUAUCUUAAAAGUGAAUUGAGAAAAUAAUAAAUAAUUUAUUUUUAAAAAUAAAUAUAGUAAAAUUUCAUAUUCAAAGUAAUCCUGUUUUGAUAUUUAAAAAUUAUGAAUAUGAUAUAUUUUUCUGAAAAAAUAAUAUUUAAUAUUAUUAAAUAUUUUUCUUACACACUGAUUAAAACUAUCAACAUUUUUUAUAUGGAAGGUCUGAUUAGUAUCUCUUUAGCUCUACAGAAAUAAUACAUAAUUUUUCUGUAAGUUUCUUUCUUUAGAAGUCCAAUGGAACUACUUUUUCUGCCUGAUGAAGGACUCUGGCAGGAUCUUGCUAAAGGUGCAAUCUGAGCAGAGUUGUGUUCCCACCACAUCUUCACACAGAUGCUAUUAUGGACAUAACUUAGACCACUUCAGUAGGAUGAAGGCAUGCUUUUUGCCCCUGAAGGUUUCAGCAGCUGAUUUAGGGUCUUAUCUGAAAUGCAGUUUUUUCUCCUCUUAAUUGCUCUUUUUUCUUUUCAUAUAAAGCAUCAGACCAUUUAAAAUCAAAAUGUGGAAAAUUGCGUCUUACAAAUCUCCAAAGAUCCUCUUACAACACUGCAAUACAAAAGGGCUGUGAGGCACUGUAGCUUAGAAAAUGCUAAAAACAUUAUUUAAAAAAUAAAGCAGAUAUUUUCCUCUGCUGCCAGUGUAGUAAUUUCACAUUAUAAAGGAAGUGAUGAAGUGUGAAAACCAUUUAUCGUUGCUUGGUAUUUCACCUUUAAAGAUUACUGGUGGACUUCAGGUUUAAAACAUGUCUACAGGGAUCUUCCAUGACAGCAGGUUUGGUAUUUUGACAAAUGAGGCACACAUAUUCCAAGCCAUACAAAUAAUGUGUUAGUGCACAUGGAAACUGGAGUUCAGAAUAUUCUCUCCUAUUUUAUCAAAAUAUCAUACAUAAUUUACUUUUUGUAUAGUCAUAUAAAGUGCCUAUGUGGUGAAACUGAUUGAAAUACUUAUUGUGAAAAUGCUCCCCUUCUGGGAAAUACCUACUCUGAAGAGGAUAAAUUUUGCAAGUGAAUAAGCUAAUUGAGAAUAAAACCCAUCACUUACACUUAAGUGGGAAUAUCCAUACAGUCAUUCCCCUGGUCCUGUUGACCACACAAUUUCGGAUAAAGGCCAAGAUACCAUUGGCCUUCUUGGCUACUUGGGCAAACUCUGGCUCGUGGUCAGCUAGUUGUUGACUAGCAACUUUUCUUCUGUGUCACUUUCCAGUUACUCUGCCCCGCACCUAUGGCAUUGAUUUGAGUUGUUGUGAUGCAAGUGCAAGUGUUGAUCCUCAUUCCACUGGCCUCAGCCCACUGAUCCAUCUUCUCCAGAUCCAUUGUAAAGCCUUCCAACUCUCCAACAGGUCAACACUCCUGCUCAAUUUGGUAUCAUCUGUAAACUGACUGAGGAUGCCCUCUAGUCCCUGGACCAAAUAAUUGAUAAAGAUAUUAAGUAGUAUUGUUUCCAAUACUGAGCCUUGGGGAAUGCCACUUAUGACUGACCAAUGACUAACAUGCAUAAGAAUAUAACAGCAUAAAAGCUGAACCUUUGCACAGUAUUUUACUGGAUGCUUUUCCUAUCCAAACCUGUAUGUGCAUCUUUUAUGGCACCUGAGUGCAAGCAAAUGUGUGUUUUAAAUUGUACUUGACACACAAUUCUUACUGAAAAAUAUCAGGGCCGAGAAAUAUCAUACCAAGAAAUACAAGAUUAUUCCUCUUUGGUCCUGCUGGCAAUGUAACCAUUCCAAAUAACUUUUAGGGUAUAAAAGGGACAUCAUCUUGGCAAUAUUACUUAAUGCUGAAUACACACUUCUACAACAUUCAUAUUUAUUCAAUAAAAUUACAGUAAUAAUAAGAAUUGUACAACUAAGCUUGCUAAGUAACAUGCCAUUAGUUUAUCAACACUUUGCUUUAAACUUAGACACUUACUUGAAAAUUGAAAGAGCUGACCAUUUUUCCAUUGUGUAGAUGUUUUCCACAGAUGCUUGUGUGUAAAAUUAGGAAUACUUUUAUAACUGUAAGACUGCUGCUUUCUUUUGCUUUUCUUCAUAAAACAAUAGUUCUAUAUUCUUAAAAAAAAUUCUGCUGAUUGUAAUUUUGAUUUAUGAUUAAAUAAA